This is a messenger RNA of Linderina pennispora, 553 nucleotides long. RefSeq lists its product as uncharacterized. Lineage: Eukaryota; Fungi; Kickxellomycota; Kickxellomycetes; Kickxellales; Kickxellaceae. The record is from RefSeq and is a predicted model, not a curated record. Bases 94 to 420 code for a protein of 108 amino acids. The transcript has a single exon.
GUCGCAGUGGUCCUCAGUACAUCAAUUUGCAAUCGCAACAUACACCACCUUCCUAGUACAAAAAACUGUCUUCCAACCACCACAAGAACAAAAAUGAAGCUUGCUACCAUCCUUGUCGCCCUUGCUGCUGUUGCCCUCGCUGCCCCCACACCUGAUGCCGAUACCACAACUCAUGUCAAGAGAGCCAGUGUCAGCUACAACCGCAACACCGUCAAUAACGUUGUGGCCUCUGACCAGAGCAUUUCUGCUCAGCUCAGGGAUGCUGCCAACCGCUUGCAGCAGAAUGCGAAGGCUCUUGCCAGUGGUAGUGGAUCGAGAAUUGCUGCUGCUAGGCAGGCACAUAUCAAUGCUGUCAACGCCGUCAAUAAGGCCAUCCAAGCUACCAAUGCCGCUGCCAGUGGCACCAAGCGUCUUCUGUAAAUAUCUAUCAGCCAUCUAUCUUAGCCAAAAUUUAUAUAACUACCUGUAGAUCUCUCUGAAUAUUGCAGACUUAUAUGUUUCCCAGGCAGACGAGGGAAUACAGAUACAUGGUACUCGGUGCUACCGCCCAACA